Molecule: messenger RNA, 324 nt
Organism: Plasmodium gallinaceum
Lineage: Eukaryota; Apicomplexa; Aconoidasida; Haemosporida; Plasmodiidae
Gene: SDH4
Product: succinate dehydrogenase subunit 4, putative
Exons: 3
Coding region: 1-324 (107 amino acids)
Source: RefSeq, a predicted model, not a curated record
AUGGAUAAUUCUUCAGUUAAUUAUUGUAAUAUGCUACUAAAUAAAAUUUUCGGAUCUAGUAUUGAAAAAUAUUUUAAAAUAGUUAAUGUUUCAAUAAUCAUAAUUUUAAUGACAGUUUUGCAUUAUAUAUAUUCCUUUGAUGAAAAAAGUACAUAUUAUAAUGAUAAUAUUCUACUACGUAUGUAUUAUGGAUUUUUAUUUUGUCUUAUAGGUUUUGCUAUAAGUAUAAACUGGAUAUAUUAUGAAUAUAUAAAAAAUAAAAAAAGUAAAAAAAAUAAAAAUGAUCAACAAUUAGAAACUAAAGACAGUAAAAAAAAGGAUUAA